UUGGGUCGGAUGAUAAGGCAGUUCGUACACGGGGACCAGUUAUGUGGAGCGGUGAUCACGUGACAUCUCCCUCUUUCCAUUGGGAUCUUAUCAAGCGAUCACCAUGCCGCUCGCCAGAGAUUUGAUCAACCCCAGCCUCGAGUCUGAGAAGCGUAAGCACAAGAAGAAGCGCUUGGUGCAGAGUCCAAAUUCCUACUUCAUGGACGUCAAGUGCCCAGGUUGCUACAAGAUCACGACUGUGUUCAGCCAUGCCCAGACUGUGGUCCUGUGUGUUGGAUGCUCCACCGUGCUGUGUCAGCCCACGGGUGGCAAGGCAAGGCUCACAGAAGGCUGCUCCUUCAGGAGGAAGGCCCAUUAAUCCGCCAGUGUUUGUCUCCAGCCCGCUCGGGUGUUCAUGUAAAUAACGUCCAGCCCGUAGCGGGGAGGGAAGAUCACAGUAUGUCCCCUCUCCCUUUCUGACAAAGCCUAGCCUACCGACCAACACCGACCUGCACCUGACCGGCCUGAACCAGCGUGAUCCAGUACCAGAAAAUGUGCUGAGUGGAAAGAGUUAUCUCCAAAAGAGUAGAGAGAAGACUUAAGAAAAAGAGAGUAUUUGCUUUGCAAAAAUCAUCUAAUAAUCUGGUGAUAGGGAUAGGAUAAUGCUUGACCCCAUAUAAUCAGUGCUUAAAUUUAAGAGCUUUUUUUUUUUUGUUCCGAGCUAUGUAUCAGUAAAGCUCAGUUUGAGGCACUAACGGUGGUGGCAAAGGGAACUUUCUGACAAGUUCCGACGUCAUCCAUUUUAAGUGCAAAAUGUACCAUUGCUGUGCACUGUAUUGGUUCGUGUUUGUCAUGGAAUAAAAAUACUGUGCGUCUUUCCUCAAA
Messenger RNA from Acanthaster planci (crown-of-thorns starfish), 864 nucleotides. Its product is annotated as small ribosomal subunit protein eS27-like. Gene Ontology annotation, cellular component: ribosome. The record is from RefSeq and is a predicted model, not a curated record. Gene Ontology annotation, biological process: translation. NCBI's taxonomy places the organism in Eukaryota, Metazoa, Echinodermata, Asteroidea, Valvatida, Acanthasteridae. Gene Ontology annotation, molecular function: structural constituent of ribosome.